Messenger RNA from Psammomys obesus (fat sand rat), 641 nucleotides. It is a transcript of the gene Hmga2, whose product is annotated as high mobility group AT-hook 2. Gene Ontology annotation, molecular function: DNA binding; transcription coregulator activity. Gene Ontology annotation, cellular component: chromatin; nucleus. The record is from RefSeq and is a predicted model, not a curated record. The coding region runs from base 173 to 499 and encodes 108 amino acids. The transcript is spliced from 5 exons. Lineage: Eukaryota; Metazoa; Chordata; Mammalia; Rodentia; Muridae. Gene Ontology annotation, biological process: regulation of DNA-templated transcription.
GCAGCCGCAGCCGCAGCCCUCCGCGCGCGCCAGCUCUUCGCCGCCCCUACUCUCUCCGGCCCUUCUCCAGCCCGUCUCCCCGAAAGGUGCCGGGCGGACCCGGGGCCGCGGAGGCCGAGCGGCGGCAGCGGCGGCGGCUGUAGCGGAGGCGGCGGCGGCGGCGGGAGGCAGGAUGAGCGCACGCGGCGAAGGCGCCGGGCAGCCGUCCACUUCAGCCCAGGGACAACCUGCCGCCCCGGCGCCCCAGAAGCGAGGACGCGGCCGACCCAGGAAGCAGCAGCAAGAGCCAACCUGUGAACCCUCUCCUAAGAGACCCAGGGGAAGACCCAAAGGCAGCAAAAACAAGAGUCCCUCUAAAGCAGCUCAGAAGAAAGCAGAGACCAUUGGAGAAAAACGGCCUAGAGGCAGACCCAGGAAAUGGCCACAACAAGUCGUUCAGAAGAAGCCUGCUCAGGAGACCGAAGAGACAUCCUCGCAAGAGUCUGCCGAGGAGGAUUAGGGGGCGCCGACAUUCGAAUUCUACCUCACCAUCAGUUGGAUCUUUCGAAGGGAGAAGACACUGCAGUGACCACUUACUCUCUGCUGCCACGGUCUUUCCACUUUCUGCGGGGUGGGGCAGGGGCGGGACUGGGCGAGGGGCG